Molecule: messenger RNA, 2362 nt
Organism: Myxocyprinus asiaticus (Chinese sucker)
Lineage: Eukaryota; Metazoa; Chordata; Actinopteri; Cypriniformes; Catostomidae
Gene: septin5b
Product: septin 5b
Exons: 13
Coding region: 225-1334 (369 amino acids)
Biological process (GO): cytoskeleton-dependent cytokinesis; regulation of exocytosis
Cellular component (GO): septin complex; cell division site; synaptic vesicle
Molecular function (GO): molecular adaptor activity; GTPase activity; GTP binding
Source: RefSeq, a predicted model, not a curated record
GUGGUAUGAUGGCUGCGUGGUCCCAUGGUGUUUAUACUUGUGUAAUGUUGUUUAUACAGAUGAACGUGGUACCUUCAGGCAUUUGGAAAUUGCUCCCAAGGAUGAACCAGACUUGUGGAGGUCCACAACUUUUGCUGAUUUGUUUUGAUUUUCCCAUGAUGUCAAGCAAAGAGGCACUGAGUUUGAAGUAGGAUCCGCGAAUCAGCGUUCUGAAAGCGGCCGGGAUGACGAGCAGCGCCAGGUACAAGAGUCGGGCGGUGAAAACAGAGGAUGGAGAGGAGAAAGAGUAUGUUGGCUUUGCCACCCUCCCAAACCAAGUACACAGGAAGUCGGUUAAAAAAGGCUUUGAUUUCACUCUCAUGGUGGCAGGGGAGUCUGGUCUUGGAAAGUCCACCCUGGUCAACAGCUUGUUCCUCACAGAUUUGUACAAGGACAGGAAACUACUGAACGCUGAAGAGCGUAUUAAUCAGACAGUGGAGAUCAUCAAACACACUGUUGACAUUGAAGAAAAAGGCAUUAAGCUGAAAUUGACCAUUGUGGACACACCAGGUUUUGGAGAUGCCGUCAAUAAUACUGAGUGCUGGAAGGCCAUUACUGACUUUAUCGACCAGCAGUUUGAGCAGUACUUUCGAGAUGAAAGCGGCUUGAACAGAAAGAAUAUCCAGGAUAACCGUGUUCACUGCUGCCUGUACUUCAUCUCUCCGUUUGGACAUGGUUUGCGGCCAGUGGAUGUAGAGUUUAUGAAGGCACUGCAGGACAAGGUCAACGUGGUUCCGCUCAUUUCCAAGGCUGACUAUCUGACGCCAAUAGAGAUGAGGAAGAUGAAGGACAGGGUGAGAGACGAGAUUGAGAAGUUUGGAAUCAAAGUGUACCAGUUUCCAGACUGCGAUUCCGAUGAGGAUGAGGAGUUCAAGCAACAGGACCGAGAACUGAAGGAGUGCACCCCAUUUGCCGUGAUUGGGAGUAACACAGUAGUGGAGAUCAAAGGUCAACGGGUGAGAGGGAGACUUUACCCAUGGGGCAUUGUGGAAGUGGAGAAUCAGUCCCAUUGUGAUUUCGUCAAGCUGAGAAACGUGUUGAUUCGCUCGCAUAUGCACGACUUGAAAGACAUCACAUGUGAUGUGCACUACGAAAACUACAGGGCACAGUGUAUACAGCAAAUGACAAGCAAACUGACCCAGGAUAAUCGUGUGGAGAGCCCCAUCCCAAUAUUACCACUGUCCACCCCUGAUGUAGAAACAGAGAAGCUAAUAAAGAUGAAAGACGAAGAGUUGCGGAGAAUGCAGGAAAUGCUUCAGAAAAUGCAACAGCAGAUGCACGAACAGGACCUGUGAAUGACGCCCCAUGAACAAAGAUUUAAACUUCUGCUUGUUGACAUUUUUACACAAGCAGACACCACACUUCAACAACACACUGAAAGAUAUGCAGAAUGGGAGCAAACAAGCAUAUUUGUAUGUUAGAACACAAUACACAGAUAUGAAAGGCAAGCAUGGGCUGAGCACUACGGUUUCAACAGGGUCUAGUUUCUAAAACAGGUUCCGAGUUGAAAUAUUUUGUCAAACUAAAAAUCUUGUUUCUAUUGUUUUCACAUUUUGUACAGAGUAUAUGGUCCUUUACGAAUGUUUCCAUGGCAAUGACUGCUUUAUACACAGCAGACGUCAAAUGCUAGUCUUGUUCUUUUAUCUAGAGUUUUUGUUUACAAUUUUGUGUGGCCCUUUUGUAAUCCAAUUUUUGUAUUUUUAGUAAUUAAUGAGUGUGUGUGAGUGUGUGUGUCUGUGCUGAUUUGCUUAAAACAGAGCGUGGAGUGGAAAAGUAUAUGGGUGAUUUUAAACAUUUUGAAGCAGCUACUGUACACCAACACUUAAUAAUUAUCAAAAUAUUUGCAGUAUUGUAGCAAAUCUAUGCUAUGGAUCAUCUUUAACCAGUAAAAUAUACCUUUUACACAAGAUGUAUUUAUUUUUAUUGUUUAUUAAUUUUUUUUGUAGUCUUUGAAGGCCUUAUAACCCUUCAGUUGCAAACUUAAAUUGUGAACGAUUACUGUACUAACUCCAGUUUUUAAAUUGCGUAGAACUGCUAAGAUGUUUUCUUUAACAGAUUUUUUAUAGAUGCUUUAGUCAUAAUAUGCCACUUAUAAGAGGAUAAUGUCUGUCCUAAUAUAAUAAGUUAUUCAUGAUAUUUAGCACUUAUAUAACUCAAGUAAUCACAAAACCAGAUAUCAGACCAUCUUUAUGAGUAGGGAGGCUCUUACAUAUUUUCUAUCACCUGAAUGUGUUGUUUUAGAUUGAUGCAUUUUGAUAUGUUUACCCUGCAUGUGUUUGGUCAAGCUAUUGAGCAUGAUAAAUAAAUACACCAUGUGCCAUCA